AGGCCUGCUCCAGCCAGAGCCCAGGCGGCGGCGACGCUGGGGGCCACCCGGCACGAGGGCGCUGCUGCGGCGGCGAGAUGGCUCCAAGUCUGUGGGAAACACGGACUUCUCGGGGCGAAUAACGCUCCCGUCUAAUUUCCUUUCCCAGGUGAUCCGGGCUCGGUCUUGCUUCGCCUGCUGGGAACCGGUGGGAGCCGCGCUGCCCGCCCUCCCCCUCGCAGCGGCGCUUCGGGUCCUGGGAGAGCCCCCAACGCUCGGCGCCAGUCUCUUGGCUCGGAUCCCCGGCACCAGCAUGGACAGCGCUGCACCCACGACUCCCUCUGCUGUCGAAAUCCGAGCAAGAGGCAUCUGAGAGCCCGGACCCGCGCCGGCCCCCAUCCCAGCGCCCCGGGGAAAUUAGUGUUUCGCUCCACCCCCUUCACCCCGCACCCCAGUCGCUGUUACCGAAUUACCUCCCAAGUCUCCAGCCACCUCCAGGCGCAGAAACCUGCAGCCACAAGCUCGGUGCCUGGAGAGGUGGGCCGCGGUACGACCCCCCAAGCGCCAACUACGUUUUCUCCCUUCGCGACGCAAAGCCUCGAGGGCCCUCGUGGACACAAUUCUGAUCAGUUUUCUAACAGUUUCAACCUUGUGCAUUUCAGUUGCCCGCCUCACUCCACGCGCGUCUGCGCCGGUUGCCGAAUGUGGGUGCCGGAGCUUUCCGUGGCCGCACGGGGACACUCACACAGCCCUUUGCGGUGCGGGGACCAGCGGCUGUGAGAGCAGGUGCGGCCGGCGGAGGUGGGGUCUGGGCGCCGCGGGAGCGCGAGGCCGGUGAGGCCUGGGGCAGCGAGGCGAAGUGGGAGAGAAGCCGCGGAAACCCGGCGGAGGACCGGUGGGCAGCGCGUCGUUCCGGCGUUAAAGGGCGGGGACUGCCGAGUAUACCGUGGACUUUAUCAGCCCCAGGUCCACCCUUGAGAAAUCGGCCUCUUCCCGCCGCCCUCAGGAGCUCGGCCGCCGGCUCUCGCCUGCACGGCCCCGGGAAGGGCCCGCUCCCGGCGCGCUGGGCUGUCUCACCAGGCUCGCGACGCCGACACUCAGGCGACCGGGGUCCGGCCGGAUCCCCUCGGCGCCUCGGCCAGUGUUUCCAGGCAAUUCAGCGGCGUUUUCACAAGCAUUAGGAAACUCGUUCAUGGCCACUGAAAAGUGAGGGGCGGCUCAAAUCCGAUUUCCCACGGAUUCCUACCUCCAACGUCAGAUAAUGUCCGGAAAAGGUACCACCAAAUAAGCAUGAGAGUAUUAUUUUGGAGAAACAAUUAACCCCUACCCAAAUAUAAAGCGCCCGAGGAAGGUGAGACCGGAAGACAAGCAAGCCCCGUGCAUUCGCUGGUGCGGAAAGUGCGGCGCGGGGCCGGGCCUCGGGUUCGGGCCCCGCACUUCAGCACCGGAGGGGAUGGACAGCGUCUCCGGGCUGGGCUGCCGCCCCCGGGUCCGAACUGCGGCGCCGCGGUCCUCGCUGCCGCCGUCACCAAGGGUAGCCCGACUCCGGGCUCCUCGCAGCUAAGAGGCGGCCUUUCCAGAUGCCCCCGCGCCCCGCUCGGCUUCGUGACCCACGGAAAGUAACCCUCUUUUACUUGCUAUAGCCCCGCGCGGGGCUCUGAGAAGCUCUCCGGUUCCACAGAUUAAACUCAGCUGCAACUUCAAGAAUCAUUUUCCGCGGGGGCCAGAGGAAUACCAGGAGGAGAGUGAGGCCGAAGUUCUCAGAGGCUCCAGAAACCAUGGGCUCUGCAGUCGGGGUCCGAGUGCUCAAAGGCCCCUGCUUCCCCGAAUAAACAGAAUGCUCCCGGGAGGAUUGCACCUGUUUUGGAAAUAGCUUUGUGAGAGGUUCCAGAUCUACUCAGAACCUGACGUUAGAGACACGGGAGGAAUUCUGAGCCCUUUACUUGACAGACGACGUCCUUUGCGGUGUCCUGGCACAUGGAUUUCAGGACUGCCUGUGAGGAGACGAAGACGGGGAUUUGCUUGCUGCAGGAUGGCGCCCAGGAGCCCUUCAAAGUGCGGCUGCACCUGGCCAAGGACCUCCUGAUGAUCCAGGAACAGGAUGUGAUUUGCGUGUCUGGUGAGCCUUUCUAUUCUGGUGAAAGAACGGUGACCAUUAGGAGACAAGCUGUAGGAGGAUUCGGAUUAAGCAUAAAGGGGGGAGCAGAACAUAACAUUCCAGUUGUCAUUUCAAAAAUCUCCAAGGAGCAACGAGCGGAGCUGUCAGGACUGCUUUUUAUUGGGGAUGCCAUUCUACAGAUCAAUGGGAUUAAUGUGAGAAAAUGCAGACAUGAAGAAGUGGUUCAAGUUCUUCGGAAUGCUGGUGAAGAAGUGACCCUAACGGUCUCAUUUUUGAAAAGAGCACCUGCUUUCCUCAAACUGCCACUGAAUGAAGAUUGCGCAUGUGCCCCGAGCGACCAGAGCAGCGGCACGUCCUCCCCUCUGUGCGACAGCGGCUUACACCUCAACUUCCACCCCAACAACACAGACACGCUGUCCUGCUCGUCCUGGCCCGCGUCCCCGGGCCUGAGGUGGGAGAAGCGGUGGUGCGACCUCCGGCUGAUCCCCCUGCUCCACUCCCGGUUCUCCCAGUAUGUGCCCGGCACAGAUUUGAGUCGGCAGAACGCUUUCCAAGUGACGGCGGUGGACGGGGUCUGCAGUGGGAUCAUCCAGUGCCUCUCUGCUGAAGACUCCCUGGACUGGCUGCAAGCAAUAGCAACCAAUAUCUCCAACCUCACAAAGCACAACAUUAAAAAAAUCAACAGAAACUUUCCUGUAAACCAGCAGAUCGUCUACAUGGGCUGGUGUGAAGCCCGCGAGCAAGACGCCCUCCAGGACCGUGUGUACCUGCCCACAUUUCUCGCCCUGAGGGGCUCAUGUCUUUACAAGUUUCUGGCACCACCAGUGACCACAUGGGACUGGACCCGAGCUGAGAAAACGUUUUCCGUUUAUGAGAUUAUGUGCAAGAUUCUCAAGGACAGUGACCUGCUGGACCGGCGGAAACACUGCUUCACGGUGCAGUCGGAGUCGGGGGAGGACCUCUACUUCUCCGUGGAGCUGGACUCCGACCUCGCCCAGUGGGAGCGAGCCUUCCAGACAGCAACUUUUCUGGAAGUGGAACGGAUACAGUGCAAGACAUACGCGUGUGUGCUGGAAAGUCACCUGAUGGGACUCACCAUCGACUUCAGCACCGGCUUCAUCUGCUUUGACGCUGCGACCAAGGCUGUACUUUGGAGGUAUAAGUUUUCUCAGCUUAAAGGUUCUUCCGAUGACGGCAAGAGCAAAAUCAAAUUUUUGUUUCAGAAUCCAGAUACUAAACAGAUUGAAGCAAAGGAGCUGGAAUUUUCCAAUCUAUUCGCUGUUCUUCACUGUAUUCAUUCAUUCUUUGCUGCCAAAGUAGCCUGUUUGGACCCUCUCUUUUUAGGCAGUCAGGCUGCUGCUUCUGCUGCUUCCAGCUCCAGUAUGUCGAGCAAAGCCAAGUCCCUGACUUGACAGUUGGCACCCUGCUCCCUGUGACUUGUAAACAGAAUGCUCAUGCUCAUCGCUUCAAACACUGGAAAAGCAAUCCCAUCACCAAGUCAGCAGUGAAGUCAGGUUGACAUUUCAGCACGAAGAGGUUCAUAGGGUCUCAAAAGCAUUUCUGUUUGGAAGCCUCUGUGAUGUACCCUCAAGGAACAGACUAGCUUGCUCUCCCUCAGCGGAUGGUACCAGAAUGGCACUCUCAUCAAAGUGAAGACGAAAGAAUGAAUGACUUGAGUAUGUAAAUAAUAUAAAAUUGUAAGCUACCUAUAAAUAAAAACACCCAUUAAAUGGUUCUGUAUUUUAGAUUAUUUUGUAUGACAAGUACGUGUUUGGUCUGAUCACGGACUCAGGCCCGGUCGUAUCAGGAGUGACCUAAAGCAGGCUGAUACCAUAGGGCUGGGAGACCACCAUGCUAAAGCCCUCAUCGAAGAAGAAAGCACUUUAACUUGCUGCUGUAGACCUGGAGUCCUCAGCCCGUGCCGGGCCUAGCACUUCAAGUUUGCAGGUCUUACUGGCAGGUGUUGCUGAGAGUUGCAAAGGGAUAAUCACCUUUUACCUAUGACAGACACGCUGUGCAAUGGACUGUUUCUUCCUUGGGUCACUGACACUGUAUGUUGUAUUUGCUCCCAGGGUCCUUCAAAGAUGCCAAAAUGUGUCCAUUGGAUGGUGAAGGAAGGAAACAUCCACAAGCCUCUUGUUCUGUCCUUUGUUUAAAGAGAUUUGUGUUUUACCCGGGAUAUAUUAUCAAAUCAAAACUUCGAAACCUUUUGUUGACCCCAGAAACUUUUGUAGAGAAAACAUGAUCACCAAAUGUGAUGUAAGAAACACUUGUUUGCAAUCCCAACCCUCCCUGUUAACCCUGGACCGGAAUGUCCCCAGACAGCAAAAGCUUUUCCUUACAUUGGCUGGAUAUCGUUUCUCCACUUCACUUGGACUUUAUGAGAUGAAGGUGAGAUACGAAAAUAAAAUUUCAAAUUUCCAUCUUCCCAUGUCAUAAAGAGUUGUUUUAGGCAUCUUCUCUUAGGAAUGUAAGUGUGAAGGAGUUGGAAAUCUGAAAGCACUGAUGUUUGACUCAGAUCCCAGGUGACUCAGAGCUCUUUGUAUGACAUUCUCUGUUCUUCAAUCCAGCUGUACUGAGAUCUGCUUUUAAAUAACCAGCUGCCUAGUUAGAAAAAAAAAUUACCUUUUCAUUAACACAUCUGUUCCCAAAUAAAUCAAACGUUGGACAUUUCUUUAUGAAGAUGACCAAGUAUCUAAUAAGAUGGUUUGAUUUUUCUUCCUGAAUAGAAGGGGAAAGUGGCACUCGAGAAGGAAACAAAAUUAUUCGUCAAAGGACACAUGAACAUUAUAAUGAAAAAAUGAACAGCAAACUAUCCCCAUAGUCACUAUAAAUUAUUAACCCACUUUGCAUCUGAUUAGAACCUCAGCACGCUCAGUUGAAAAGGGACAGUGAGGGUUCAUAAUUGUACCCGGGCAAGUUUUAAGUUCAGCCUAGGGCAUCUUAUAAAACGAACCGUGGCAAACAGGACAAAAUGUAGUUUUAACAUAAUUUAUUUGGACUAUCAAACUAAAUACAUGCCCAUAAUUGGGAUAACACUACCAAAUCAUUGCUCACCUGUUUUUGAGCAAACCCAAUGCUCUUUUGAAACCAGAAGCCCACCACAGCCAGGCUUCAGGAGGCCCCUGAUGAGCUUAGAAGGAAGGAGCAGAGAGGGAGGCAUCUGCCUGGGGCCUGAAGCCUGGCAUCCCAUUUGCCAUAGAGUCUCUGUCCCCAGGUCAGGCUGUGUCUCCGUGCACCCCCGGGGGAAACAUCCUCAUGACCCUGGUGUGGUCAUCAGUCUACAGGCAAUAUGCAAUGGGCUAGUUUGCCUAAAGAAAAAAAAAGUUUCAAAACUUUUUACAAGUGUAGUGUAAUCAUUUUUAAAAAGUCAGAUUUUGUAAAAGCUCUAUUUAAAAAAAAUACAAAAGGUCAGUUCGAUUAAAUAUCCUUUUGCAUAUCAUUAAAUCUUCGAUCCUGUGUUUGUGUGUAUGAUAAAAGAUGCACAAUGACGUGUGGGUACAUACGUUCCUCAUAGAACAUACAUGCCUACACGUAUAUGUAUGUGUAUAUAAGAAGAUGCCAAUCACAAAUUAGAUAGAAUAUAUUUCAAAUACAUAUACUUAAUAUACUUUAAAUUUCCAUUGUAAAUUGUAACUGGAAUUAAAAUUUAUGACAAUACCAUAUUGUGUUUAUUUUUGAUACUAUUGAAAAAAAAAAAAAAACACAGGCCUAAAUUGAUACUUUACAUGAUUAGUGGAGAAGCCACCUAUUACAAAAGAACUAUUUUGAUUUUCAUCAGUUAGCAAAUAGCAUUUAACGUUUUCUUUGACUGUGCAAUGAUUACACCUGUCAUUUGCUACUUGGACUACUUGAAUGAGAGUUUAGAAAUGAAGAAAAAUACCCUGAUACACCUCUAUUUCUCAUAUAAUUUAGGUUUAGACGCAUGAGAUUUAUUCAUCAGAUACUGGUUUGUAUGAGAGCACAUUUUAACAACAGAAUGCUUCAUUAUGCAUUAACCUCUCCAGUGCCUUGGCAUAUGCACGCGUGUGUGUGCAUGUGUACACAGGUAUACAUGUAUGUGCACAUAUAUGUAAACAGGUGUAUGUGUGUAUGCACACUAAAGGUUCAUUAGAGUGUACAUAGUACAAGCCCAAAGGGAAUGUUACAUUUUAUGUACGUGGGUCAGAGAAGGGAGUUCGGAUAUCAUCUGAAAUCUUUGCUAACGACUAUAAUAAUGUAUUUUGCCUGAUAAAGAAUAAAAUUCAUUUAAGCCGAAGUAUACUAAAGCAGGGGCGUUUUUAAUUUGUUAUAUUGCAAGAGUAUUUAUUUCAAAAAUAUUUUAAUAGGUAAAGUAAGUGUGAUGUGUACCCUGAUAUUUACCACCCAAUAAUAUUUUUAAGAGAAAAUAAUCAGCCAAUCAUUUCUUGCCCAUUUUUCCAUCAUGUACCCACUUCGAGUUUUAAAAUCUUUUUCCAGGAAACUGUCCGUCAGCAAGAAGAAACAUAAUUCCUUGAAAAUAAAUGUCAGUCCCAUAUUCACUGUCAGCACAGAGACUGUCCUUUGGGCACCUUAGUUUCAAGUCAAAGGCUUCCCUCAGUUCCAGAAACAAAGCUUGUUCAUAAACUUUGUCUACAUUGAAUACUGGGUUUGAGAACUGCUUGAUUUAUGACUGUGGAAAAGUCAUCAUCCCACCCAUCAUUUGGAAUUACUGCUGGGCAUGGGCAAAGUAGGGAAGCUUGAAAGGCACAGGGACAGUCUUGCGCUUGACUCUUUAAGGUGAGUGUGGAUGUUCCGAGAAGAAUAACACUUUCCCUCCCUUAACACUGUGGUCCUCACGGCUCCCCAGAAGGAACUGCUUUAUUCAUACCUCUAAAACUCUUGUUUAUGGUUUAUUCUUAUUCCUAAUUCUUUAAAAUCAUAAUUCACUUAUUUGCACAUUUGACGUUGCUUUUAAAAACAAAGAAAAUAUUAUAAAUGUUAUAUAUUUUAUACAUAUUAAAAUGCAGUGAAAAUACUGGAACUAUGAAAUGUAAAUAUAUUUAUUUCACUUUUAAUUGUUUCGGUGGAUGUUUGUAAAAUGGCAAUUAAUAUCUGUGACAAAAACUUGUCACUUUGUUCUUGAAGUUCCUUAAUGUACUACUAAUACAACUGUACCUUUUUUAAUGAUGUAUACUGGAAAAUAAAAACAAAUACUUUUUACUACA
This is a messenger RNA of Sus scrofa (pig), 7284 nucleotides long. RefSeq names its product syntrophin gamma 1 (gene SNTG1). Gene Ontology annotation, cellular component: dystrophin-associated glycoprotein complex; intracellular anatomical structure. Gene Ontology annotation, molecular function: protein binding; structural molecule activity. NCBI's taxonomy places the organism in Eukaryota, Metazoa, Chordata, Mammalia, Artiodactyla, Suidae. The record is from RefSeq and is a predicted model, not a curated record.